UGAUUUUUUUUCCCAAACCAGUUAAGCGCAAACCACGCCCCCUUACGUUAAAACCCCACCCCGCAGCCGUGACUCUCGCGUCUGCUUCAAUUUCAUUGGUCAAAUGUGUUACGUAGUCACCUAAGCGGUUCAGACGUCUCCUUAAGGCAAGGCUGUAUAUAUAUUAUGGAUCCGAAUUUGGCGCUGACAAACGGUAAGAUAAGCCGCCUGAUUGUUUAUAUAUAGCAUUUAAUUAUCAUCAUAAAUAACAAUUAGGAGGUUUCAGUGAAAGUUUUUUUAUUAUUAUUUUAACUUAAUGUUUAUCGUAUCCUAUUUAUAUCCCCUGCAGCGGAUUACGCUUGUUCUGGCUGUGUUAAUGAAGACCAAGCCUCACAUCUGAAGGACUGGUUACCUUCUGGGUAUAAUUAUCAUUUCUGCACCUACACUACACAAGGCACAUCAAACUUGGACCACAAAAGUUUUGAGGUAUCACUCAGAAUUGCACUGAAAGAAAUUUGUGAGGUUAAGGAAUGGGUGAAAAAGCUUAGUGAGUCAUCAGGAGUGAGUUGGAGAGUGGCAGUGACCAAACCAAGCUCAUUAUAGGUGCCAGCAUAAUGUUUGUGUCCGAUCAGGCAUGGCUAAUCAAAGACGGCUGUCAAAAAAUACACAAUGUGGGGCAAAAAUGGUUUGCACUCUGGAGCAAAGAUCCCCAUAUACCCACCUACCCAACCUCUGUGCGUUUGUACAAUGUACAUAAUCAUAACAUCUUUGUUGCGGAGGCACUGAGGCACAGGGAUGUGGGAGUCAAGGCAAUUGAGACCCUGACUCAGUUGUUUGAGAUUGGGCACAACCCAACCUCAGCUCUGGCUGUACUUAAAAGUGACAUGCUGGCUGAGCAUGGUAACAAAUAUGUAUAUGCCUCAGCCAACCGUACCCUUUGCCCAGACCUUCAGUUUUGCUACAGAAACAAGAAGUUCUUGACUUAUUUACAGAGUCUUUAUAGUCGACGCGAAAGUUGGGCUCUCAGCUACAGGAGGGACUUGCCAACACGUGGCAAUCAAACAAAUAACUAUGUGGAAGCUGCAAUGCGUGUAUUGAAAGACAAAAUACUUCAAAGGACGAAAGCAUUCAACCUUCCUCAAUUAUUCAACCUUUUCACCACCCGACUAGAGAUGUACUAUGAAGCACGUGUGACAGACAUCGCACUUGGCCAUUGGGAGGCAUUUCACCGGUCAAGAUUCCUUGCUACAGAAAGUAAUAUUAAACCAUCUGAUAUUUCUCAGGUUGGAGAGAAGAAGUUUCAGGUGAAAUCCUCCACAUCAGGACACACUUAUACCGUGGACAUGGAGUUGGAGCUCUGCACAUGCCCAGCUGGCCAUAGCGGGGCACCAUGUAAACACCAAGCAGCAAUAGUGCAAAAUUACAACAUCACCUCUAUCAACUUUCUCCCCACAACAGCUGAAAUGAGGGCUGAUCUGCUGAAAAUAACAAAAGCCUCAGUUUCUCUUGACUUCCUGAGUCCUUUACGGCAAAAAAUGCCUAUGUCAAGCACAUUAGCUCCAGAUGUGCCUCCAAGACAAGAAACGUGCAAUACUGAUCAUCAGUACUAUCUUAGUGCUCAAGAUGAUGUAGACCAUCAGCUGGCCGUGUCUACCUUCAGCUCUGCACAAUUACCCCCAGUGUCACCUACUCCAGAAGGCUCAAACUCCAACCUACCCUGUGUGCAGAGUAAUUCAAAAAGUGCAUCUAUACCUCAGUCUCCUGUAAGACGGAUGCUAAGACUGCUCGGUGAACUGUCUGAAACCUCUGACUACAGUGAUGCCAUGAACACAAUGGCCAAGCAGCUUGAAAAGAUGCAGCACAACCCGAGCCAACUGAUCUCUGCAUUUUGCUGUUUUGGUAAAGGAAUGUCAGUGUCAAAGCGUGCAGCAGCAUUAAGACGAGCUGCUAGACGACCAGGACCUAUUAUUGGCUGUCAGCCAACAGCAGUGGCCCGAAGAACAAAUAAGUUUGGUUCUAAGCGGCGUUUGACAGCUGGACGACCCAGAAAAAAAUUUUCUGGUUCAGAGCAUGACUACAGCAGACAUGCAGGAAAUGGGGGGAAAAGGGCUGUAAGGGUUCGCCACAGAUUGUCAGAAUCUGUGGCAAUGAAUUACUCACAUCAACACUAGAAUAAUAUUUGUAUGUGGAAUUUGUGUUGAUGGGUUAAGUGUUUCUAAUUUGUUCCUCCUGAAUGUUUUAAAAUGUUAAUUAGUAGAUUAGUUAAUGCAAAUACAGUAUUAUUAAUGAAUUCUAUGAAUGAAUGCUUUCAGGUUAUAAAGCCAUAUUAAAACCAUAUUCGGACUCUUGUUUACAGUAAAGGAUGCGUGAAAUUACAUUUUCUCUGUGCAAUAAAUUUUUGAUAGCUGUUGUAUGUAAAAGUGUCUUUGUGUACAAUGGCAGUUUUGUGUUUUAUCCAUUUAAUAAAAAUGUUUUUAUUUGA
Messenger RNA from Paramisgurnus dabryanus, 2461 nucleotides. RefSeq lists its product as uncharacterized. Gene Ontology annotation, molecular function: zinc ion binding. The record is from RefSeq and is a predicted model, not a curated record. Lineage: Eukaryota; Metazoa; Chordata; Actinopteri; Cypriniformes; Cobitidae.